UAGCUAAACAGGCGCUAGUCGUCCACUUCACAGCUUCACAGUUCAGACUUCAGACUCCGUCGCCGGCGAUCUGUACCCCGCCGAGAAGAUGCAUCUGAGCGCGAACGAGGGGAUUGAGGGCGUCCGGUUCGCCGUGACGGGCGGGCAGGGCUUCGUCGGAGCCGCACUCUGCCUCGAGCUGCUCCGCCGCGGCGCCCGCGAGGUCCGGUCCCUCGACCUUCGCGCCUCCUCCUCCUGGUCCCAGCAGCUCCUCGACGCCGGCGUCCGCACCAUCCAAGGGGACAUUAGAAAUAAGGAUGAUGUGGGGAGGGCUUUCCGUGGAGUGGACUGUGUUUUCCACCUUGCUUCUUAUGGCAUGUCAGGGAAGGAAAUGGUGCAGACUGGGAGAUCCGAUGAGGUCAAUAUAAAUGGGACCUGCAAUGUACUGGACGCUUGCCAUGAGCAAGGUGUCAGGAGGCUUGUGUAUGUAAGCACUUACAAUGUGGUAUUUGGAGGAAAGCCGAUUGUCAACGGAAAUGAGGCCUUGCCUUAUUUUCCAAUUGAGGACCAUGUUGAUGCUUAUGGGCGCAGCAAAUCAGUUGCUGAACAGUUGGUACUGAAGAGUAAUGGGCGGCCAGCUAAGAGUGAUAAAAGUACUCGUCUUUAUACAUGUGCAAUUCGCCCUGCUGCUAUAUAUGGACCAGGUGAAGAGCGUCAUCUUCCAAGAAUCCUGUCCCUUGCAAAGUUGGGAUUAGCAUUCUUCAAGAUUGGGGGCCCAGAUGUCAAGACAGAUUGGCUGUAUAUAGAUAAUCUAGUUCUUGCUCUGAUAUUGGCAAGCAUGGGACUUUUAGAUGACAUUCCUGACAGGAAGGGAACCCCUGUAGCAGCUGGUCAGGCGUAUUUCAUUUGCGAUGGAUCACCAUGCAAUACUUUUGAAUUUAUCAUCAAGCCCCUAUUUCAAAGUUUGGGUUAUUCCGUUCCUCAAGUGAGGCUGGACACCUCUGUUGCCCUUGCCAUUUCAAGAAUGUUUUUAUUCAUAUCUACAUUGUUCUACCCAUGGCUUGAUAGUAAAUGGAUGCCUGAGCCUUUAAUUCUUCCUGCUGAAGUGUAUAAGGUUGGUGUUACACACUACUUUUCGUUCUUGAAAGCUAGAGAGGAACUCGGCUAUGUACCUAUGGUGAGGCCUCACGAAGGCUUAGCUGCAACGAUCUCAUACUGGCAGGAGCGUAAGAGAAGGGAACUAGAUGGCCCGACCAUAUUUACUUGGUUGGCUGUAACAAUUGGAAUGCUGGCUGUGUUUUCUGCCGCUUGUCUUCCGCCAGUCGGCCCAUUGAAAUGGGUGCUUGACAUCCAUCUGUUUGUUUUUCGCUCGAUGCUUGUGAUCCGGCUGGUCUUGGUGAUAGCAAUUGCACUGCAUUUUGGUGAAGCCGUGUAUGCCUGGUUCUUGGCGAAAAAGGUUGAUCCAAGGAAUGCUACUGGAUGGUUUUGGCAAACCUUCGCUCUAGGGUUCUUCUCUCUCCGGUAUCUUCUCAAGAGAGCCAGAGGGUGAAUUUGUGUACAAUUCACAUGUACAUUGGGGAUCCUAUAACAGUGAUUCCAAGCUUCAUGCUUGCUUUUAUAGAGGAUGCGUUUCCUAGAUGAUCUUUUCACUUCUGUAUGCAUAAAAGUUGCCCACCCUGAUAUACUCGUGUACCGUGAUCGACUGAUCGGAUUGAGCCGUGGCGCAGAGCCGGCCACUUGUGUGAUCGAUGUUUUACAUGAGAUUCAGCUCUCCA
Sorghum bicolor (sorghum) is the source of this 1754-nucleotide messenger RNA. Its product is annotated as short-chain dehydrogenase/reductase family 42E member 1. Gene Ontology annotation, biological process: steroid biosynthetic process. The transcript has 5 exons. The coding region runs from base 89 to 1528 and encodes 479 amino acids. Gene Ontology annotation, molecular function: 3-beta-hydroxy-Delta5-steroid dehydrogenase (NAD+) activity. The record is from RefSeq and is a predicted model, not a curated record. Lineage: Eukaryota; Viridiplantae; Streptophyta; Magnoliopsida; Poales; Poaceae.